GAUGUUUGGAAAAAAUAUUUAUUCAGAUGAUAUUCCUAGUUUUCCCGAAAUCUCUGAAGACUAUUUCGAAAUCAAGGAUUAAAGAACUAUAAAUGAGUUGAUGGAAUUAUAUCAUUAAUCAAAAAAACUCAUACCAGUAAAUGGCUAAGUUUCUAAUCAAUUUAGAGAAAAAUAAUAAGGAUUACUAAGUUUAUUUGAUUAAUUAGACAAUUAAUUAAAAUCUAAUUAAUGCAAACCAGACAUUUAUGAACCUAACUAAAUAGAUUCUAGAAUAAAUACUCCUUAUCAUAAUUUUGACUAUUAUAAUCUUUCAGAUAUAAAUUAUGAUUAAAGUGAGGCUUAAUAAGAAGCAGCUAAAUUUUUAAAAUUGAAAUAAAAUGACUUAUAAGAAAAAUUUGAGCAAAUGUAGAUAGAAGCUAAAUAAGGUAUUAAAUCAAAUUAGGCUGGAAAAUUGACUAAAAAAAUGGAACUCUUGUCUUUUUAAGACUAAGAGUAUGAUAAUUGA
Molecule: messenger RNA, 505 nt
Organism: Paramecium pentaurelia
Lineage: Eukaryota; Ciliophora; Oligohymenophorea; Peniculida; Parameciidae
Source: the annotation of a GenBank genome assembly